Molecule: messenger RNA, 4419 nt
Organism: Calliphora vicina (urban bluebottle blowfly)
Lineage: Eukaryota; Metazoa; Arthropoda; Insecta; Diptera; Calliphoridae
Exons: 1
Coding region: 10-4419 (1469 amino acids)
Source: RefSeq, a predicted model, not a curated record
AUAACAAAAAUGGCCGCUUCUAUAUAUGCAACCCCACCGCCUGAUUUAAGUAGCGAGGAUACCGCAUUAUCCGAUGUAUCCAAUACUUCAUCAACAACAAACAACAAUGCAACAGCAGCAGCAACAGCAACAUUAAAACAAUUAACAACAGCAUCAGCAACAACAACAACUACUACCACUACAAACACUACCAAUAAAACAUGUGAGGAAACGACAACAACACCAACAACUACAUCUUCAUCAUCAUCAGCAAAAACAACAACAACCACAUUGUCAAACAAUAAUAAUAACAACAACAACAGCAGCAGCAGUAAACAAAAACGCACAAUAGCUGAUGUUCUUAAAGACACCAGCUGCAGCAGCAGCAAACCCACCCACACAACACAAUGCUCUUCCAAUCUACCCAAUAUGGGAAGCUCUACAAAUGAGACACACGUUACAGAAGACCAUGAUAAUAAUGAUAAUGAGGAUGCUAAUACGACAGCCACAAACAUGGCAGCCGUAGCAGCGGCUGCUAAUGCAGCCAUGCAACUACAAUUAUUAGAAGCCAUAAAUGAUGCUGCCAAAAAACGACGCAAACAGCACAAUCCCACUCGCAUGGAUGAGGAGAACACCGCAAAUCCAUCAUCAAAUGCGUCAGCUGCCACUGUCGACUAUGAGGAUAAACUAUCGAAAAUGUUUUUGCCCAAAUCGAUGGAACAGUUUAAGGAAACAUUUGAAAUGUUACAGCAGCAGCAACACAUUGAACACAUAUCAAAAACUCAGGAAUUAAGUGACCAUAAAAUGACUAAACUCUCCGAUAUGGAGGAACAGCAGCAGCAACAGCAGCAUCAACAGGCAUUCAAUAAUCCAUAUCAUACCUUCUGCAAGGAGUGUGGUGAAAAUUUUGAAAAUGAAUUUAAAUUAAGUCUGCACAUGAUGCAGGAACACAAUGAAAUGAAUACGGAUGUUUUUACAAAUAACCAGACCAACAGCUCUGAUAUGACGCCCCUGGAUAUAUUGGCCUCUGUCAAGGUGAAAUUGGAAAGACCUGAUUAUGAGUCAUCCUCUCCGAAUCAUAAUUCGGAACAGGAUCACAGUUCACAUGAUCAGUCUCAGCAUCAUAAUAACAGCUCCUCUGCUGGUAUGCUAACCAACGGUAAAGAUCAGCACCAGCAGCAACAGCAACAACAAUGGAUGGGUGGACCUGCAAUGGCGCCCAUGGGGUUUCCUUUUCCUCCAGAAGCUGCUGCAGCAGCAGCUCUGCAGGCAGGUGGUUAUCUGCCUUUGCUGGGGGUUCCCGGUUUUCCCGGUGUUGAUGGCCUUAAUCGUCCACCUCUAAGAAUUUUCAAUCCCGAAGCUUUUUGCGAGCUGUGCAAUAAGGAGUUUUGCAACAAGUAUUUCCUGAAAACCCACAAAGCCAACAAGCAUGGCAUCUAUGAUCCCAGCAGUGAUGGUCUGAGCACCAGCCAGCAACAACAACAGAACAGCAUGAAUGCCAUGAGCCAAAUGUUUCAAUUACAAAUGCAACAGCAACACCAGCACUUGCAACAACAGCAGCAGCAACAAAUGCAGAUGGAAUUGGCACAGCAGAAGCUACUAAACGAACAGCAACGCAAAGACAAUGAAGCCUCGUCCACCAUCAACUCUCCAACUUCAAAUGCCACCACAAAAGCCACACACAGCUCCGGCAACUCGCAGCAGCAAACGCAGGUUACACCACCAGCUCCGCCACCGGUAUUUUGUGAUAUUUGCUCAAAACGUUUUACCAAUGUCUUUGCCAUGCGUCGUCAUCGAGCCAAGGCUCAUGAACAAAAUUCCAACAAUAAUUCACAGCGCAACAGUCCCUCAGAAGCCUCCAACAAUUCCUUGGAAUCCACAACAACCUCUUCCCAAGCUACGGAUAUGCCUGCAGGCAAACAAUUUCAAAUGCCCGAAGGUUUUCGCCAAGAUUUCGUUUUGGAACAGGAAGAGGUCUCCUUUACGCCACAACCACGCAAGCUGUCGCCUCAAUCACAACAGCAGGCCCGUGAAUCCAACUUUUCCCAUGACAAACUAAAACGUUUGGGUGUCCUAAAUCCCGAGUCAUUCUGUGAGAUCUGUUGCAAGGAGUAUUGCAACAAAUACUUUUUGCGCACACACAAAUGGAAACGUCAUGGCAUAUUUAUGCCGCCAGAAGAUGCGGAAAAUCCCCAAAAGUUGCCCACAUGGCCAUUUAUGAAUAUGCCUGGUAUGCCGGUUAAUUUAAUGAUGGCCCAACGCAUGAUGACUGGAGCAGAAACGGUCGAGAAGGAAUUGCCUCAACAAACCAACAAACGCAUUAAAUUGGAACAACCCGAUGAGGAUGAAGUGAUGAAAGAUGCCAGCAAUGAUGAAAAUCAAGAGAAUCGCAGUGAAAAUAAUCAGGUCUCAAGUGUGCCCUCAACGCCAGAGCCCAGCAAAUUAAUGGCCGACAGCCAGAGCUUGGGCCAGAGUUCCGAAGCUGCCAUGGGUUUGCAAAAUCUACAAAAAUUACAAACCAUGAUACAGCAGUUGAAUGAUUUGAAUGGCAAACGACCCAUAGCUUGUCAUUUGUGUGGCAGGGAAAUGGAAAAUCAAUAUGCUCUGCAGGCCCAUAUAAUGGCCGAACACAGUGGGGCUAUGGAAGGAGGUAUGCCACCCCUAAAUUUCCCCUCUCAGCUGCUGAUGCAACAACAAGCUUUGCUCAAACAGUCUCCAAACGGUUCCCCUAGUUCCCUGAUGCCCCUUAUGGGCAUGGCCGGGCCCGGGGAACUAUAUUGCACUCCUUGCGAAAGAGAGUUCAAAAAUUUGCCAGAAUUUCAAAAACAUAUCACUGAAGUUCAUCUGCCCACCAAUAAUUUGGGAAGUCCUUUGCGUGAGGGCUUCGUAACGCCAGAAAGACCGAUUAAUCCUGCGAUGGCUCAAACCAGCCGACUUCCCUACACCAUCACACCCACCAGCAGUUACUGCGAGAUUUGCAAUAAGGAAUUGUGCAAUAAGUAUUUCAUGAAGACUCACAUGCAGCGCAUGCACGGCAUAGAAAUUGAAAAUGGCGCCCAGAUAGGAGGCGUGGUGUGCAAUAUCUGCAAUAAGGAAUUGUGUAGCAAAUAUUUCCUAAGAGUACACAAACACAAUACCCAUGGCAUUAUAGAGGAUGGAGCACCUUUGCCACAACCCCGACAAAAUGGCAUCAAAUUUGAAGCGGCUUUGCAGCAACAGAUGAUGGAAACAGAAGGCUUAAAUAGAAACCUUAACAUGAGUCCCUUUGGCAGUGGCGGUUCGGAGGGUAAAAAUGAAACUUACCCAGCUUCAUCGUACACCGAAAUAUGUCCCAUUUGCACUAGACGUUUUCGCAAUGUGAAAUGGCUGAGAAGCCAUCUCAUGAGCGAACACGGUCCAGCCGGCAUGGAUAAGGUGCGUGAAUUGGAACAACAGUAUGGCGGCAGUUUAAGCAAACCCUCUAGCCCCACCUUAAAAGUACCAAACGGUUCUAGUUCAGCUGGUUCGGCGGCCACACCCAGUGCUGUACCUUCACCGGCGCAAUUAGCUCAAGCUUUGCAAAAUCUCAAUGCCCAACAUUUGCUACAAAACAUGCCGAAAAACAAUAUGGCAGCAACUUUCAAUAGUGAACAAAACCUACAAUCGCCACAGCUUAAGGAAUAUCAAUGUUCCAUGUGUCCAUUUACAACACCCUACUAUGCAUUCCUAUUCAUACACGAGCGCACACAUUCCAUUAUCAAUAACAAUGACCAGGAACAGGAACCAGAACAAGAAAACGAGCAACAUUACAAACAGGAAAAACCGGUGGAACUUCAUCAACAGCAGCAGCAGCAGCAAAAACCACAAAAACAAUUAAGGGAAGAAGGUAAAAGCUUGAAGAGGAAACACAGCCGUGAUUUGAAAACGCCAACUGAAAUUGUUGCAUUGGAUCAAGAGGAUACAAACGAACAGUUUGAUGUCAAGCUCUACGAGCAGGAACUACCCGAAUUAAUAUCCAAUGAACCCACUAAUCUAUCCAUGCGUACACCUUCACCCACCGAAAUCACUUCCACCACCAGCCGCGAGGACAUGCAAAAACCCAACUCCCCCAAAUCUCAACUAACACAAGACAACUAUAUAAGUGAUAGUAAAGAUUACAGGCGUUCUUCACUGUCCCCUAAGGGCUACAGAUCAGCAGCUUGUUCACCGGUCUUCAAUAAUUUGCAGCAGCAAUUGUUGCAGGAAAUUUCACAACAAGCCGGCAAGGCAGCUUCAUUUGCUGUGCCGCGCGAAGAGAAUGCUUCAGCUGCUCAUCAAAUGCAGGCAUUUGUUAUUGAGGCUGUGGGCCAAAAUGAUGAGGAGGAUGUAAGUAACAGGUUUGUGCCCGCUAUUGUCUAUUUACCCGUCAAAGAACGUCUAACAGGUACUAUGAAAUUAUCAUUUAAUUUGACACCUGUUUAA